Messenger RNA from Balaenoptera ricei (Rice's whale), 1179 nucleotides. It is a transcript of the gene TSPAN10, whose product is annotated as tetraspanin 10. The record is from RefSeq and is a predicted model, not a curated record. Bases 1 to 1092 code for a protein of 363 amino acids. NCBI's taxonomy places the organism in Eukaryota, Metazoa, Chordata, Mammalia, Artiodactyla, Balaenopteridae. Gene Ontology annotation, cellular component: membrane. The transcript is spliced from 3 exons.
AUGGAGGAGGGGGAAAGGAGCCCCCUGCUGUCGCAGGAUGCUGGGGGUCAGGAACCACCCCUCGCCGGGAACAGCCCCCUCACUUCACGUCACCCAGGGCCAGCACCCUGGGAGGACCAGGCCCAGAGGGCAGGCCUCGGGGGGGUCCUGGCCUGCUGCUUCCCCUGGGGAAGCAGCUGCCUCAAGUGCCUGAUCUUCCUGUCCAACUUCGUCUUCUCUCUGCUCAGCCUGCUGGCCCUGGCCAUCGGGCUCUGGGGCCUGGCCGUCAAGGGGUCUCUGGGGAGUAGUUGGGGAGGCCCCCUGCCCACAGACCCCAUGCUGGGGCUGGUGCUGGGCGGGCUGGCGUUCAGCGCAGUGAGCCUGGCAGGCUGCCUGGGCGCCCUCUGCGAGAACGCCUUUCUGCUGCGCUGCUUCUCUGGGGGCAUCCUCGCCUUUCUGGUGCUAGAGGCCGUGGCAGGGGCCCUGGUGGUGGCCUUCUGGGGCCAGUUACAGGAUGACCUGGAGCACGUCCUACACAUGGCCAUCACACACUACCAAGACGACCCAGACUUGUGCUUCCUCAUUGACCAAGUUCAGCUCGGGCUGCAGUGCUGCGGGGUGGCCUCCUACCAGGACUGGCAGUGGAACCUGUACUUUAACUGCAGCUCCCCUGGGGUCCAGGCCUGCAGCCUUCCUGCCUCCUGCUGUAUCAACCCCUGGGAAGAUGGAGCCUCAGUCAAUGACCAGUGUGGCUUCGGGGCCCUGGGCCUGGAUGAGGACGCGGCCCAGAGGGUGGUGCACUUGGAGGGCUGCGGCCCCCCACUCCUCCAGUGGCUGCACAGCAACAUCUGGGCUGCAGGUGGCUACGCCAUCGUGGUCGUGGUGGUCCAGGGGGCAGAGCUCCUGCUGGCCACCCAGCUGGUGAGGGCCCUGGCUGUCCACAAGAGGGCAGCAGAGAGUGAGGGCUUGUCCACAGGACCCCCAGACUCAGUGCCCUCCCCUCUGCCAAACUGGUCCUGGACUGACUGGCAGGUGAGACGAAAGACCAGGGCACCGGGAUGGGGUCUGGGGCUGCAGGCCUCCCCUCCCCUCCCAGGGAAGGUGUCAGAAUAACCCGCCUUGGUGCUUGUGGACACGCACCUUGUGCCCCCAGGCCUCCUCCACCUGCUGGCCUCUGGCUCCCCAGGGUCCCCUUUCCCC